Aspergillus melleus is the source of this 945-nucleotide messenger RNA. RefSeq lists its product as uncharacterized. The record is from RefSeq and is a predicted model, not a curated record. NCBI's taxonomy places the organism in Eukaryota, Fungi, Ascomycota, Eurotiomycetes, Eurotiales, Aspergillaceae. The coding region runs from base 1 to 945 and encodes 314 amino acids. The transcript has a single exon. Gene Ontology annotation, cellular component: mitochondrion.
AUGGCGGCAGGGGCGAACAUAAAGGAGACGAUGAAUGCGCUGGCUCAACGAGAGCUGGCCUGUCUAAAACCAUUUCAAAGCUUUCCCCGAAAUUGCCAACAGGGAAUUUUCAAUGGACCUGACGGCUACCAUCCAACGAAGGAGGCAAAACUGGCCGUUCUACGGGACUUCCUCGAAGUCUACCAACAUAUCUUACCACACGAGGACUCACUCAAUGCUGGUAUUAUCUGGCACAAUGAUCUCCAUACCGACAACAUCUUCGUCGACAAGAAUGACCCCACCAAAAUCACUAGCAUUAUUGACUGGCAAGCUAUCCCCAUUUAUCCCAUGUUUCUUGUGACUCACCACCCGUCUCUCAUCGACUAUGACGGACCAAAACCAGAGCGAUUUGUGCAACCAGAACUCCCUGAAAAUAUCGGAACCAUGAAUGCUGAAGACAAGAAAGCUGCAAAAGAGUUGUUUCUGGCCCAGACACUCUGGCUUUUGUACGAGACCCAGGUUUACAAAGAAGCCCGUGAUUUGACCCGCGCAUUCCAAUAUCGAGAGACGCUACAAGCUGAGAUCUUUGGUCUGAUCGGGUCAAUCUUUGAUGACGGAGAAGCGCACGUGCAACAGCUUCUUGCUGCUACCACAGAGCCCAAGGUGUGGAAAAAGCUAGUUGGGGAAGAUGGUGAUGGAAAUCCAAUCGUUCCCUGUCCGAUACAAUAUAGCCCCCGUGAGCUAGAGAGACAGAACGAGGAAUACACGAAAUGGCAACGGGAUGUGGAGAGGAAAGCAAAGGUGCUUGAGGAAAUUGGAGUCUACCGCGGCUGGAACGGAGCCGUUUCGCCGGGCGACUAUGAUGAAGUUGUGAGGCGCCUGGAUCGUGCCAAGAAGAGGUUUUUACAUCGCGAAUCAAGAAACCCCGAACAACGAGCCUUAUGGGAGAAAGCGUGGCCCUUUUGA